ACAGUUCUCCUUUUCUUCGAUAAUUUUGGUCUCAAACUGCUUUGAAUCUUGUGAAAAUUUUACAAGAAAGAAAAGAACAAGAUGACGCCUCUUUUGUUUACGAUGCUCGCAAUCGAGAUAGGAAUGAUCAUGAUCCUCCUGUUUCACUCACCUUUGAGGAACUUGGUCAUGAUGGGGUUGGAUCGUUUGAAGCAGGGCAGAGGUCUCGUGACCUCAAGAACCGUUGCGGCAACAUUAUUUGUAGUAUUUGUAUUUAAUGUAUACAGUAUCGUCAAAACUCAAAAGCGCAUGAUGGACGUUGGAUCCACUAAUCCAACGGAUCAGGUUCUUAUGGCUAAUCAUGUUCUCGAGGCAUCACUCAUGGGGUUUUGUCUGUUCCUGGGAUUGAUGAUAGAUAGAAUUCAUUACUAUGUCAAAGAGUUAUGGUUGUUGAGAAAAAGUUUGAAAGCGGUUCAUAGUCAGAUAGGUGAUUCUGAUCUGAUUCCAUCCGUCAACAAAAUCAAGAAAACUCGUGAGACGUAAUCAGAUUGAAUCAAUCUUCAUGUAAAUAAUUCAUCCUUGAACUAAAUGACUGAAAGACGUAGUCAGAUUGUAUUUUACGAGAGUUUAUGUUUUCAGUUAUCAUUGUUCAGUAAAAUACAUAUAUCUGAAUUUAAUUUGUGUAAUUUAUAAAAAAACAAAUU
Molecule: messenger RNA, 683 nt
Organism: Cynara cardunculus var. scolymus (artichoke)
Lineage: Eukaryota; Viridiplantae; Streptophyta; Magnoliopsida; Asterales; Asteraceae
Exons: 2
Coding region: 82-522 (146 amino acids)
Biological process (GO): endoplasmic reticulum to Golgi vesicle-mediated transport; intracellular protein transport
Cellular component (GO): endoplasmic reticulum membrane; endoplasmic reticulum
Source: RefSeq, a predicted model, not a curated record